CAUUUUCUUGCCUACCUUUUUUGUUCUAUAAAUCAACCCCCUCUCCAACCAGGAAAACCUCUUCCCUCUUCCCUUCUUUCUCCCCCCAUAGAUCUUGGGCUUCCAACUUCUUUCUUUUCUCUCUUUCUCUCAUCUUUUGUAGAUCUGUUUUCCUCUAAUUUUCUUGUUCUGAUCUUUGAUUUUUGGGAUUUUGGCUUAAAUUACCAAAGACCCACUUGACUAUUCUCUCAAAAUUUCUAUUUUUGAGAUCUGUUUGUUGUUUCUUUCUCUCUCACUCUCUCUCAAAUCUUUGUCAUAAUGUUUGUAUCUUGAUGUUAAUGUUUCAUAUUCAUGUUUUCAGUUCUCAGUGAAAUCCUCCGUUCUGGUUUUAUGAUAAAUUCCUCACUGAGGCGCAGGACCCAUCUCGUUCAAUCUUUCUCUGUUGUCUUCCUUUACUGGUUCUAUGUGUUUUCAUGAAUUUUCUUUUCUCCAAUCUUGAUUUAUAUAUAUAAUAUAUCUUUAUCAAUAUAUAUAUAGCAUAUAACUAGUAUCUGGGUCCUUGGUCUGUUUGGUUUAUAACUUGUAACUUAAUUGUUUUUGAGGUUUGUAAGAUUUUGGUGUAAAUAUUCAGUGGCUUCUUCUAGUGGAAAUUCUUCAGGGUCAAUUCAUCAGAUUCAGAACUCUGGCCCUGAAGAAAACUUGCAGGUUUUGAUGGAUCAAAGGAAGAGGAAGAGAAUGCAAUCCAACCGAGAGUCGGCUCGGCGGUCCCGGAUGCGAAAACAGAAGCAUUUGGAUGAUCUGGUGGCAGAAUUAGCCCAACUGAGGCAAGAAAACAAUCAUAUUCUCACCAACAUCGACAUCACAACCCAACAACACAUGAAUGUUGAGUCUGAGAACACUGUUUUGAGAGCUCAGAUGGUUGAGCUCAGCCAGAGACUUCAGUCCCUCAAUGAUAUCCUCACUUACAUGAACACAAACAAUGGUGUUUUUGAGUCUGAUCAAGAUCUUCUGCCCAUUCCUGUUGAUAACUACAUGAACAAUCAUCCAUGGAACUUGAUGUUUCUUAAUCAACCCAUCAUGACCUCUCCUGAUAUGUUUCAGUAUUGAUCAUCUUCAUCAAGAACAAAGGACUUAAAUUUGUCAAUAUUUUUGUUGUCUAAAUGGGCUGUUUUGUGGUUUUGUGGUUUUGUUUAAUGGGUUUUGGGGAAAAGAAAGGGUUGUUGGUUAUUGUUGUCAUUAGCAAUAGUAGUAUUUAGUGUUUUAAAUAUUAGCUAAUACGUAUUAGUUGGACUUUUGAUAUUGAUAUUUGCCAAUUUAUUGGUUGAUAUAUGACUGUAUCGCCAAUAUUAAUACGUAUUUAAGUGUGGUUAUUUAAGAUUAUAUUAUUAAUUGUAUUACUUUUUUCUUUUCUGUU
Camellia sinensis is the source of this 1393-nucleotide messenger RNA. Its product is annotated as bZIP transcription factor 44. The record is from RefSeq and is a predicted model, not a curated record. Gene Ontology annotation, cellular component: nucleus. Gene Ontology annotation, biological process: positive regulation of DNA-templated transcription. Gene Ontology annotation, molecular function: DNA-binding transcription factor activity; transcription cis-regulatory region binding. Lineage: Eukaryota; Viridiplantae; Streptophyta; Magnoliopsida; Ericales; Theaceae.